Molecule: messenger RNA, 2288 nt
Organism: Fundulus heteroclitus (mummichog)
Lineage: Eukaryota; Metazoa; Chordata; Actinopteri; Cyprinodontiformes; Fundulidae
Gene: kcns3a
Product: potassium voltage-gated channel, delayed-rectifier, subfamily S, member 3a
Exons: 2
Coding region: 128-1672 (514 amino acids)
Biological process (GO): potassium ion transmembrane transport; protein homooligomerization
Cellular component (GO): membrane; voltage-gated potassium channel complex
Molecular function (GO): voltage-gated potassium channel activity; protein binding
Source: RefSeq, a predicted model, not a curated record
CCAGCUCCUCUUGUCCCGUCUGCGAGGCUGCGGCACCGCACCGCCUGGCUGCUUUUCCUCAUGUCGCUCCUCUCGGCCCACCUCGUCUCCAUCGCGGCACAUCAUUGGAACAUGGCAACAAAACCAGAUGCAUGAAAGUUGUUUUCAUGGAAAGAGAGGCUCAAACAACAGGAACAUGGGGUAUGGCCAGAUCCUCCACCAGCACGGAAAAGAGGAGGACCGGGUCAACCUCAACGUGGGAGGGGUACGCCACAACGUGGACCCGGACACGUUGUUCCGCUUCCCUCAGACACGCCUGGCUCGUCUGUUGCACUGUCAGAGCGAGGCGGCCAUCCUGGAGCUAUGCGACGACUACAGCCCGACCGAGAGGGAGUAUUACUUCGACAGGAAUCCUCAGGUCUUCCUCUGCGUGCUCAACUUCUAUCACACGGGCCGCAUCCACAUGAUGGAGGAGCUCUGCAUUUUUUCCUUCAGCCAGGAAAUCGAGUACUGGGGCAUCCACGAAGUGCACCUCGGCCCCUGCUGCAACACCUGGUACCACGAGAGAAAGGAGUACAUCGAGGAUCGCGACUGGGACACCCAGAGCGACGAGCAAGAGCCAAGCUUCGACUCGUCCUUCGAGGAGCUCUCUGCUCUCGAUAAGGACCUGGCCAAGUUUAAAGGGGCAUGGUGCGGGGAACUGAGGAGCUACAUCUGGCUCAGACUGGAGGAUCCCGCUCACUCCAAAGCUUCAAAGGUUAUAGCCAUCGCUUCCCUCGUUGUGGUGUUGACCUCUAUCAUCGCCAUGUGCGUCCACAGCAUGCCCGAGUUUCAGCAGGUAGACGACAAUGACCGACCCAUCGAGGACCCUGUCCUCACCAUCCUAGAGGUGAUAUGCAUCGUCUGCUUCUCGGCGGAGUUCAUCAUCAGGUUGAUCGUUGCUCCGUCCAGGAGGAAGUUCCUGGGAAACCCUCUCAACAUCAUCGACGUUGCUUCCAUUUUGCCCUUUUACAUCACUCUAGCUCUGGAGAAAUCUGACGAGGAGAGCGCGGAGGAGAGCGAGGACCUGGAAAACGUGGGGCGGGUGGUGCAGGUUCUGCGACUCAUGAGGGUCCUCAGGAUCCUCAAGCUGGCCCGCCACUCCGUCGGACUGCGAGCGCUGGGCGCGACUGUCCGCCACAGCUACCAGGAGGUGGGUCUGCUCAUUCUCUUCCUGUCCGUGGGCAUGUCCGUCUUCUCAGCCCUCAUCUACUUCGCGGAGAAAGAGGAGAAGCACACAGAUUUGGGGACCAUCCCUUCAGGUUGGUGGUGGGCCAUGAUCACGAUGACCACUGUGGGUUAUGGCGAUACGUGCCCCGUGACGGUGGCAGGGAAGGUGGUGGCCACCUUAUGCAUCAUCUGUGGCCUGUUAGUGGUGGCUCUGCCCAUCUCCGUGAUCUUUAAUAAGUUUUCAAAGUACUACCAGAGGAACAAAGCCAUGGAUGUACGGUGUAUCAAAAAGCCCGAAAGGCAAGACCCAGAACUCCCGUACUAUAAUAUCAGAGAGCUCUUCACAGGCAGCGUGUAUCCCUUUAUAGGAAGCCUAGCUUUCAGGAACAGUGUGAGCAGCAGAGGGGAUGAUACUGAUGCCUCCAGCCUCCAGGACAUUGAGGUGUACCAUAAUGACGCUUGUGAAAAUGGCCCAGCCAAAUGAGAUUCCUGCCAUUUCACAGAGCAUCACUCUCGUUAUGACAGCAAGUCACUUUGUGCCUCCGGGGGCAAGCGCGUAUUAUUACUUAACUUGCCGUCCCGUGCCGUCUUCCUUCCACCUGUGGUUUGACAGAGAAAUGUGUUGGCCCAGAACUUUUUUUUUCUUUUUGUGUAUGUGUGUCUAUGUGGGUUUCUGUAAAAUAUGUUGUGUCACUAAAACCCAGAAAUCUAAAGGGAAUUAUGUGCGCCCUCCUCGGAGGUUUGAAAGCCCAUUUUCUGCUCGAGAAAACUGCAAUGAUGCAUGCAGGAGGCCAUAAUGUUAAUGUUUUUCAAAGUAAUGUCGUUUAUUGAUUUCCUCUGCUCGCUGAAAGUUCAGACAGAGACUUUCCCAGAUGCGAGAGCCCGGCGUGACAACAGCACAGUUUGCAGCUUGCAUGGUCCAAAUUGAAAAUGCAUUUUUUGAAAAGUUAAACAUUAAAAUGCCUGUAGGAAAUAUGAAGUAGGAUUAGACCGAAUGAGAGAAAAUGCACAUCUCUCUCGGAGCGCUGUGACAGCACGAGUUGUGUUUGGAGGGGAACUCCUGUGAGCAUGAAAUAAAACUCAUUUUACCUGGAGUCAGA